AUGUUUGCCUCAAGGACAGUUCAUCCCGCUAAGUCGCUUUUCCGACGCGCUGCUGCUCAACCUUCUUUCGCCCGCUCCUCGGCUGCGGCAAGAUCUUUCGCAACAGUCCAGCAGGAUAUUUUCAAGCCCACGAAAUAUGGUGGCAAGUACACCGUGACGCUUAUUCCAGGUGAUGGUAUUGGUGCUGAAGUCGCGGAGUCAGUCAAGACUAUCUUCAAGGCCGACAAUGUGCCCAUUGAGUGGGAACAAGUUGAUGUAAGCGGAGUGGACACCGGCAACAAGCAUUCUGAAGAACUAUUCAAAGAGUCCAUUGCUUCCCUUCGACGAAACAAGCUCGGCCUGAAGGGUAUCCUUUUCACUCCGGUUGAGCGCUCCGGCCACCAGUCAUUCAACGUUGCUCUUCGACAGGAACUUGAUAUCUUUGCUUCCGUCGUGCUUAUCAAGAACAUCCCCGGCUAUCAGACUCGCCACAACAAUGUCGACCUCUGUAUCAUCCGUGAAAACACUGAGGGUGAAUACUCUGGCCUUGAGCACCAGUCUGUCCAGGGAGUUGUCGAGUCAUUGAAGAUUAUCACUCGCGCUAAAUCUGAGCGUAUCGCCAAGUUCGCUUUCAGCUUCGCGCUUGCCAACAACAGGAAGAAGGUCACUUGUAUCCACAAGGCGAACAUCAUGAAGCUUGCGGACGGUCUGUUCCGCAGCACUUUUCACAAGACUGCUGAGAACUACCCCACUUUGGAAGUCAACGAUAUGAUUGUCGACAAUGCUUCUAUGCAGGCUGUCUCUAGACCUCAGCAGUUCGACGUGAUGGUCAUGCCCAAUUUGUACGGCGGUAUUCUUUCCAACAUUGGCGCCGCCCUCGUUGGCGGACCCGGUGUUGUUCCCGGAUGCAACAUGGGACGCGAUGUUGCCGUCUUCGAGCCUGGUUGCCGUCACGUUGGUCUCGAUAUCAAAGGAAAAGACCAGGCCAACCCUAGCGCCAUGAUUCUGUCUGGAUCCAUGCUUCUCCGCCACCUCGGGCUGGAUGACCACGCCAACCGCAUCUCCAAGGCUGUCUACGACGUGAUUGGUGAAGGCCAAACGCGAACCCGUGACAUGGGCGGUCAGGCUUCCACUCAUGAGUUCACCCGUGCCGUCCUUGACAAGAUGGAGGCGGCUCUGUAA
Aspergillus mulundensis is the source of this 1161-nucleotide messenger RNA. RefSeq names its product isocitrate dehydrogenase (NAD(+)) IDH1. The transcript has 5 exons. Gene Ontology annotation, molecular function: magnesium ion binding; isocitrate dehydrogenase (NAD+) activity; NAD binding. The coding region runs from base 1 to 1161 and encodes 386 amino acids. Gene Ontology annotation, cellular component: mitochondrion. The record is from RefSeq and is a predicted model, not a curated record. NCBI's taxonomy places the organism in Eukaryota, Fungi, Ascomycota, Eurotiomycetes, Eurotiales, Aspergillaceae. Gene Ontology annotation, biological process: isocitrate metabolic process; tricarboxylic acid cycle.